Molecule: messenger RNA, 4283 nt
Organism: Amphibalanus amphitrite
Lineage: Eukaryota; Metazoa; Arthropoda; Thecostraca; Balanomorpha; Balanidae
Product: death-associated protein kinase 1-like
Exons: 10
Coding region: 217-3471 (1084 amino acids)
Biological process (GO): protein phosphorylation; intracellular signal transduction; positive regulation of apoptotic process
Cellular component (GO): nucleus
Molecular function (GO): protein serine/threonine kinase activity; ATP binding; protein binding
Source: RefSeq, a predicted model, not a curated record
CACACCGCCGCACGGUGGGGCCGGCGGCGCGGUGUGCCGGGUAAAAACCGGUGCUGCCGCCGGCGGCGGCGCGGGUCGCCGCGCGGUCGACCCUCAGUCGAGGCGCCGCGCUCGCCGGUGCAGUGUGGCAGUGCGCGAGGUGCGCCGGGAGUGAAUCCAGUGCGUCACGACCGCCGUCAAGCUGGAUGUGAGGGUGUUGUAGGCACGUGAGCGACCAUGGACUCGAAUGGCAGCCGGCGCGAGUUUAGGACGGAGCCGUUUGAACACUACUAUGACAUAUUCGAGGAACUCGGCAGCGGCCAGUUCGCCGUGGUGCGCCGCUGUCGGGAGAAGUCGUCUGCCACCGAGUUCGCCGCCAAGUUCAUUAGGAAGCGUCGCGUGGCCUCGUCGAGACGCGGCCAGCCGAUGGCAGAUAUCGAACAGGAGGUGGACCUGCUGAUGCAGAUGGCGCACCAGAACGUCAUCAGUCUGCACGACGUCUUCGACAACGACGUCUACGUCAUCCUCGUCCUCGAGCUCGUCCGCGGCGGAGAGCUCUUCGAGUUUGUCACGGAGAAGGAGCGACUCAGCGAAGCAGAGGCUUCAUUCUUCAUCAAACAGAUUCUCAGCGGUUUGGAGCACAUGCACUCCAAGCGGAUAGCGCAUCUCGAUCUGAAGCCCGAGAACGUGAUGCUGCUCACCAGAAAACACCAGCAGAUCAAGCUGAUCGACUUCGGUCUCAGCAAAAAGAUCGAGCCUGGUCAGGAGCAGCGGCAUAUGCUCGGAACGCCGGAGUUCGUGGCACCGGAGAUCGUCAACUACGAGCCUCUGUGCCUGGCCUGUGAUAUGUGGGCGGUCGGAGUCAUCACCUAUAUCUUGCUCUCCGGGGCGUCUCCGUUUCUGGGAGACACUCAGCAGGAGACAUUUGCCAACAUCGUGGCCUGCGACUACUACUUCGACGAGGAGUACUUCGGCGGCACGUCCGAGUCGGCCAAGGACUUCAUCUCUCGUCUGUUUGUCAGGGACCCCAGGCGGCGUGCGGACGUUCAGGAGUGUCUGCGACAUCCCUGGAUCGAGCCACGAGGAAAGGAAGAGAAGGCAGAACAGCGAGAGAAGGAGGUCAACAUCGACAACCUGAAAAACUACCAGGCUCGCAGACGCUGGAAGCACUCGCUGCGAGUGGUGUCGCUCUGUAACCGGCUGUCGCGCAGCGCCAAGCUCCGCAGUCGCAGUCAGAGUAUGGAGAUGCUGGACGAGAGGGCCGAGCAGCCGGAGCAGCCGCCGACUGCCUCCUCCACGCCGGCCAUCAACGACCUGGCAGUGGCCGCAUAUCAGAACCCUGUGGACGGAGACGAUCUCCCUGCGCUGGAAGAAGCCGCGGCGUAUCCACUAGCUCCUGAAGCAUCGUUUGGCACCUCUCCUUCCAUUGAUGUCGUAGGCGUUACUUCUAAACUGUUGUCUUCUCCGUAUGUUAAGUCAACCGUUGUGACGGAUGACCCAAAGUUUGGCGCGCCGGUCGAUGCAGCCCCGGCUGUUUGUGCUCGUGCAGAGUCCAGCGUCGACCCCCGGUUGGGUGAGGCUGAAAUAAGGCAACAAAUUGGCCACCAGGGUGCCGUGCAGGAUAUUGACACCUUGAUGAGUUUACAGCCGGGCGAUCCGAGCCGGCGCGCCGGUGAGACACUGGAGAUUGGAUUACCGGCUGAGGAGAAACAAGUGAAACAUCAAGAGGUGGCCUCGACCGAGGACACUGUGGCUAGUGACCAAUGCCAAAGGACAGAUGAAGCUGUAGAAAGCCGAACAGAACAUAAAUCAGAACAUUCUCCUCCUGCACUUGGGAAUGAAGAUAAAAACGUCGAUCCUGAAUACACACCAACAGCUGUCAAAGAGCACGAGGUUCCUUCCAGUCCUUCUACCGACACUCAACCCAUUGGGGGAGAGGGUAUGGACAACUUAGCAGCACCAGAUAUGGAUACAAAAGAAGCUCGCGUAGAGGCAUUGGAAGAUGAAUCUGUGACAUCAAGAGACGUGACGGCCCGGCCGGUUUCCGCUAGCGACGGGCCUGAGAAACUUCAGCUCUCUGAACUUCACACUGAUAAUGAAGCGCCCGCAACCGCUGACACAAAUAACCAGCUGGGACAAUCUAGUCCCUUGUUUGAUGAGUCUCCAGUAAAGACAAACAGCGCACAAUGUGACAGAAGUGGGGACAUUAUGACUCACCAAAAACAAAAAAAUGUAGGAUCGACGGUCGGUGGACCCAGCACACAUUCUUCAACGAUAAAUGCUUGCGGACAAAACGACGAAUGUGAAGGUUUGCUUAACUCGGCAAAACUGAUUGAAGACAAGCCAGGGAGUUUGGUGGUGCCCAGCAUGCCAACAUCUCUGGGAGGAGACAGUAUUGAAUAUCCGGGUAAAUUGAAGGUUGAUGCGUCUCCCCAUUUGCACAAUGAAGCAAUUAUGGAUACGCCGUCCUCCGGUAUGUCAUCACAGUCGACCCACGCUGAAGCUAUUGUUGGAGAGUCGGAACAAUUAACCGAGCAGGAACUGCAUCGGAAUCGUUCAGCUCCGCCUCUCCGAGAGCCGGCGUUUAUUUCCAGCGCUACUGAUGGCUGGAAUGAAUCGAUACUAGCUCUCGACUACGCCAAUUUGGCAGGUGACUUCGAUGAUACAGUUGUCAAAGAAUCUGCCGGGCUGAACUUUUCAGUAGCGGGCACUUCUCCCGCUCCAGUGGAAAAGAAUGUUCAAGAUGAAAUGCCGGACAGUUCGGACGGCACGACACCGCCUGGCCUCGAUGAAAUGGCCGACGUACUAUUACGCCCCCGUCAGCCGUCAAACACUCCUCUGCCAGGGCAGCUGUCUCACAUAUUGGAAUCGACUCACAAUCAAGAGACUGGAUCAGAUCACCUAAAUAACUUUGCAUCAACCAAAGAAGAGCAAGAUUCAUCAAAGAUGCAAAUGAAACAGCAAUCAAAUGCGUGCUCAGCAGAGCUUUCCCAAACUGAUCCGAAUUCCAAUCGGGUGUCCAACCUGCUAGAGGAAGAGCCUAAGGCAGGAGAAUUGGCUGAGAUUCCUCUGAAAAUGAAUGAGCUACCAAAUGUUCGAUCAGACCCACAAGCUGCACCUGAACUACCCAACGCGAAUGGCUCGUCCACGCUCUCAAAAGGCUUGGACGAACGAUGUUCCGAAACGGCCAUUUCGGAAGACAAGAUGGAGUCAGCGACCUCGUCCUCGAUUGUGUCUCGACCUCGUGCCCCAAUCGUUCCGCCCGAGUUGCCGGCCUCCGAUGGGGUGUACCACCCUGCUGAACCACUGAAUUCUUCCAGUGCAUCAGCUGAACCUGCUGACCUGUCCGCCGAUGCUGCCUCAGGCCAGCAACAGAACCCUUCCACCCCAGCCCAGGUGGAACAGACCUCUUCAGCUACUCCCACGCAGGCUCAGAUGUUAUUCAUGUUCAAGGCCAGCGGGGACGUUCGGCAUCUCUAUCGAAAGGACUGAUUUCAUUGACCUUUUUGUAGGUCAGUGAGUUAUAAAAGCAAUAACUUUCUCCCCAAUUCACUUAGUUUAAAAAUGAAGACACACUUAUUUCUUCACACAAAAAAAGAAUCACUUGACACUAAUUCACUUCUUCGCUAUUCACCACUUCAGUAGGUGCUGUAGUUAUAUGGUUAAAAUGCUGUUAUAUAUAAAAUGCUGUUAUAUGCUAUUAUAGUAGCAUUUCAUGAUCGAUACAGGCGACAAACUUAUCUUCUUUACCAAAUAAAACUAUCGCUGAAAAACUUCAGUAUCCGGAUUCGAGUCUUAAGUUGAUUUCGCGAAUCAAUUAGUGGAAGCUUAUCGCUUAUUCUCUACUUAAAAAUCCAUCUCCGCACUCUCGGCGUUUAACUCCGUCUGAAUAUAUAUCCAAAGAAACUCCAAACUUUUGCAUCCCCAGCGGCUUUUCUGCGUAUGAUGUGACUGUUUGCUGAAUACCUGAUUGUCAGGAUGAAUUCCUGAAAAGGAUGUGUUAUAUAAGAAGCGGUUCCCUGAAUUCGAACUUUCCUUGCAGGUCCCUAGGCCACUUCUGGUGGAAGCUCGAACUGAAAGCGCAAAGUCAGAAUUAGUUUCCCUUUGGAAAGCGGACUUGGUUCAUGUAAUGUGUGAAAAGUGCAUUGUGAUCGGCCAUUAAAACGCACUUAGCUCGUAUCUAUAGUGAUACUUUUGUAGACUUCUUAGUUCUCACGAUCUCGAGAUCUGAGCUAAAAAAAAAACAUAGAGGUCAUUAAAUUGAAUUAUUCAUUAUUAUACAGUGGUAUCAUGGUGCUUUGUUU